Molecule: messenger RNA, 728 nt
Organism: Fragaria vesca subsp. vesca
Lineage: Eukaryota; Viridiplantae; Streptophyta; Magnoliopsida; Rosales; Rosaceae
Exons: 1
Coding region: 79-522 (147 amino acids)
Source: RefSeq, a predicted model, not a curated record
ACUUUCUCUCUUCUCUUUACACACAACAAGGCACACUAUUCCCUCUCUAACCUACCAAGCUAGCUAGAUCUGCUAACAAUGGAAGAUCUGAUCGCCCAGUUCGGUUUCCUCUCCAACCAUGCCCUGCAGGACAAAACCUUCGACCCCUCCACCAUUGAAGACCUGAUGAAGUUGUUCGAGAUCGAAGCCUACAAGUCAUGGGCAGCAAUGGAACUGGAGCAGCAACAGGAGGUGGAAGAAGCGGAGGCUUCCUUGCAAGAAGCUGAGGACUACAUGGACUCGGUGAUGGAGAGCGCCAUGGAUGAGUUCAGACGCUUCGAGGAGGAAAUGGAGAGGAUGUCCAAACAUGAACACGACACCCUUGUCAAGACUGCUGAGAGUGCAAGGAAGAUGGGCAAGUUCAUGGAGAAUGCAGCCUCUCUUGCUUCCAAGAAGUAUAUUGAAGCUGCACUCAACUCUGCUACUGCUUCAAUGAAAUCCGCUUGGAAGGGAAUUUCGACCAACAAGGUUCAUCCUUCUUAGUUAGCAAGAAAACUAAAAAGCCUAUCAUGCUGGUUGCUAUGAUCAAAUUAGGAUUGUACUACUACCUAUAAUUUGCCUAAUGUGCAUGUUUUAUAAACUGGGUUUUGGCAUCAGCGUGGAAUCCCAAGAAUUGGCAUGCUGAAAGUUCAGGCCCUUGAGUAAGGAUCAUUAUCUUCUUCAACAUAUAUAUAUUACAUUUGGGAAUG